This is a messenger RNA of Frieseomelitta varia, 6128 nucleotides long. RefSeq names its product clustered mitochondria protein homolog (gene clu). Gene Ontology annotation, cellular component: cytoplasm. The transcript has 18 exons. Gene Ontology annotation, biological process: intracellular distribution of mitochondria. Lineage: Eukaryota; Metazoa; Arthropoda; Insecta; Hymenoptera; Apidae. The record is from RefSeq and is a predicted model, not a curated record. Gene Ontology annotation, molecular function: protein binding; mRNA binding. Bases 206 to 4441 code for a protein of 1411 amino acids.
UACUUCGUUCGAAACGCACGUGCAGUAGAGAAAAGCGGCUCGGUGUGCCUCAGAGUUAGUGUGCUGCCUCGUGAAAAGAGUUCGGGACGUUUCGUUCUUUUGGGUGUAUAAUUUUUACGAAGUGUGCGCGCGUGUCACUGUGAAUAAUAAAAACGUGCUUGUUUCUAGAGUCGUUUAAAAGCUUGAUAGAGAUUGUCAAAGAAAGAUGACAUUGGGCGCACAGAUAGAGACCUCCGCGGAAAAUGGGAGUAUGAAAAUCCCUCUGCUCAAUAGCAGUGAAAGACGAACCAGCACUGAUAUGAAGGAAACUGCGGAGGAAACCGGAAGUACGAGCACAGCCGCGAAGAACGUCGUUGAGAAAGGUGAAGUCGAAGCCACGAAAGAGAAAGGGAACGAGAAAGAAAAAGAGAAAGAGAAGGAAGAAAAGGAAGAAGACAAGAACAAGAAAAAGGAUAAGAGUGAGAAAGAGGAUAAUGAUAAGGAUGCUGGAAGUGAACAAGAAAUCGUUUUCAUUCAAGAUAUGGGAUUCACUGUUAAGAUUGUUAGUCCAGGUGCUGAACCCUUUGAUAUCCAAGUUUCCAGCAUGGAGUUGGUUCAGGAAAUCCACCAGUUACUCAUGGAUCGCGAGGACACCUGUCACCGCACAUGCUUCUCCCUUCAACUCGAUGGUAACACACUGGAUAACUUUGCCGAGUUAAAGAAUAUCGAAGGCCUAAAAGAAGGUUCAGUUAUUAAAGUCGUGGAAGAACCGUACACUAUGCGAGAAGCUCGUAUACAUGUUCGACACGUCCGAGAUUUAUUGAAAUCUGUGGAUCCAGCGGACGCUUACAACGGCGUCGAAUGUAGCAGUUUAUCGUUUCUAAAUGUAGUUACCAAUGGUGAUAUCCUUGAGAAGAAAAAGACCAGAGCAGACUCGGUUGAUUGUACUCCGCCUGAUUAUAUUAUACCUGGCUGUAAAGAUAGACCAUUGUUACCCUUACAACCGCAAGCCAAAGAACAAAAAUGUCCUCCUUGUUUAAAAGUAUUAACAACAUCCGGAUGGAAUCCACCACCCGGUCACAGAAAACUGCACGGUGAUUUAUUAUACUUACACGUGGUAACGUUAGAAGACAAGCAAUAUUAUUUGACCGCGUGUGCCAGAGGUUUCUUCCUCAAUCAAUCGACAAAAGAAGUAUUUAAUCCAAAACCGGCGACUCCGAGUCAUCUGUGUCAUAGUUUAAUUGAAUUACUGAACCAACUCAGUCCGGCUUUCAAACGGGGUUUCGUUGCUAUGCAAAGACGAAGAACGCAGAGACAUCCAUUUGAACGAGUAGCCACACCUUAUCAACUUUAUGCCUGGUGUGCACCUCAAAUUGAACAUACAAUUGAUGCAAUACGCGCUGAAGAUACUUUCUCUUCUAAAUUGGGAUACGAAGAACAUAUACCUGGCCAAACUCGAGAUUGGAACGAGGAGUUGCAAACAACGAGAGAGUUACCUCGUAAAAACUUACCUGAAAGAUUACUUAGAGAACGUGCUAUUUUUAAAGUUCACAGUGAUUUUGUCGCUGCUGCUACUCGAGGUGCAGUAGCCGUAAUAGACGGUAAUGUAAUGGCAAUAAAUCCCGGUGAGGAGGCAAAGAUGCAGAUGUUUAUUUGGAACAAUAUUUUCUUCUCUCUUGGGUUUGAUGUCAGAGAUCAUUAUAAGGAACUCGGCGGCGAUGCUGCUGCUUUCGUUGCGCCUAAGAACGACUUACAAGGUCUUAGAGUAUAUGCUGCCAUUGAUCUACCUGGUCCUUAUACGCUUGGUACUGUUGUAAUCGAUUACAGAGGAUAUCGUGUCACCGCUCAGUCAAUCAUCCCUGGAAUCUUGGAACGCGAGCAGGAGCAAUCUGUUGUUUACGGUUCUAUAGAUUUUGGGAAAACGGUUCUUUCGCAUCCAAAGUAUCUUGAAUUGUUGAAUAAAACUGGUCAGCUAUUAAAAAUUCUUCCUCACAAAGUUAUUAACGAUGCUGGGGAGGAGGUUGAACUUUGCAGCAGUGUAGAAUGCAAAGGUAUAAUUGGGAAUGAUUCUCGACAUUAUGUGUUGGAUUUAUUACGAACUUUUCCUCCUGAUGUUAAUUUCCUCAAAUUGGAAGGAGUUGAACUGAGCAAAGAAGCUAGAGCUUUAGGUUUUCCAAUUGAGCACAAGCAUAAACUAGCUUGCCUUCGUCAGGAAUUGAUCGACUCCUUUGUUGAAGCUAGAUAUGUGCAAUUUAUUAAACAUGCUGCUUUUCAUUUGCAGCAACUUACAUCUGCAAGAAGAGUGCAGAAGGAAAAUGAAACUACUGUUAAGGAAGGUAAAAGAGAAGAAUUAAAUGCUGUUACAGUGGAUAGUAACAAGGAAGAUUCUACUCAUACUUUGAUAGAAACAGAUGAAGCCAAAAAGAUUGUGGAAAGUAUUACUGAUUCUAUCACUGGCGGAGAGAAGCAAGAAUUGGAAGAAAGUACAAAAGAAAUAGUUCGAAGGGCUGCAGCAGCAGUUGGUAGCUUACGAGAAGCAGAAUUUGACGUCAGAUUUAAUCCGGAUGUAUUUUCACCGGGUGUUAAACAUCCAGAUCCAAAUGGUCCUGCUUUAAAAAAACAAAAACAAUUGGUGCAAGAUGCCGCAGACUUUUUACUUACCGUACAAAUACCUACUUUUAUUCGAGAAUGUUUAGAUCAUACAGCUGCCGCAAUGGAUGGUAGUAUAUUAGUGGAAGCUUUACACGGCAAAGGUAUUAACGUACGAUAUCUUGGUAAAUUAGCAGCUAUGUUAUCUACUGUUCCACAACUACAAUAUCUGAAACGUAUUGCUGUUUCGGAACUUAUUUUACGAUCAGCGAAACACAUUUUUACAUUUUACAUGCAGGGUACAGAACUAAUGAGUCUUUCCGCAGCUAUUAGUCAUUUCUUAAAUUGUUUAUUUUCUUCUGCACAAAUUAUUCAUCCGCAACAAAAUCUGGAAGAGCUUCAAAGUAAAACUGCCAAACGGCGUAAUAAAAGAAAAGGUAGAAAUAAUGGUCCACAACAGUCCGAAGUGGAAUGGGCUUCCUUAACGCCUAAAUCUCUUUGGCAACAAAUUAAAGCAGAUCUAAAGAGUUAUUACGAUUGGGAGACACCGUGUCCGGAAUCGUUAGAUGCCACUAUAGAACAUUUUCACCUUCAAAAAAUUUCUUUGCUUCGUAAUUUCUGCAUAAAGACUGGCAUUCAAAUUUUGUUACGGGAAUAUAACUUUGAGAAUAAGAACAGAGCUACGUUUUUCGAAGAAGAUAUACUAAAUAUAUUCCCUGUUGUAAAGCAUAUCAAUCCUAGAGCUAGCGACGCAUAUAAUUUCUAUACAACUGGACAAAGCAAAAUUCAACAAGGUUAUUUGAAAGAUGGAUAUGAACUUAUUAGCGAAGCACUCAAUUUAUUGAAUAAUGUAUAUGGUGCAAUGCAUCCCGAAAUUGCACAAUGCCUUAGAAUGCUUGCGCGAUUGAAUUAUAUAAUGGGUGACCAUGCGGAAGCUCUUGCUACCCAACAAAAAGCAGUCCUUAUGUCAGAAAGAGUUAACGGUAUAGAUCAUCCAUAUACUAUUACUGAAUAUAUUCGUCUAGCUCUAUAUUCUUUUGCCAAUGGUCAAGUCUCUGUAUCGCUUAGGUUACUGUACAGAGCACGUUAUUUAGCGUUAUUGGUUUGUGGUGAAGAUCAUCCGGAAGUAGCACUUCUUGACAGCAAUAUUUCGCUGAUUCUCCAUGCUGUUGGAGAAUAUGAAUUAUCGCUUCGAUUUUUGGAGCAUGCUUUGGCCCUAAAUCUUCGAUAUCAUGGGCCACGAUCUUUGAAAGUUGCUGUUUCUUAUCAUCUAGUCGCGAGAACUCAAUCUUGUAUGGGUGAUUUUCGAGCAGCUUUAAAUAACGAGAAGGAAACUUAUGCUAUUUAUAAGCAACAGUUAGGUGAAGACCAUGAAAAAACCAAAGAAAGUAGCGACUGUUUGAGACAUUUAACGCAACAGGCUGUGGUACUACAGAAAAAGAUGAAUGAAAUUUACACUGGAAAAUCUGGUGUUAGCUUACCACCGAUUCAAGUCCAACCGCCUAGUAUGGGAUCUGUACUUGAUAUGUUGAAUGUGAUUAAUGGUAUUUUAUUCGUCCAAAUCAGCCAACAGGAUAUUGAGAAUUUCAAGGCGGAAAUAGAGAAACGACAGAAAGAACAAACACCUGACAGAGAAACGAAGGUACUUCAGAACGGAAACAAGAAAAACGAAAAUAAGAAAGAAGAGAAAGAAAAUAAGAAAGAGGAAAAAGAAAAUAAAAAGAAUGAAAAAGAGAGCAAAAGAGAAGAGAAAGAGAAUAAAAAAGACGAAAAAGAGAAUAAGAAGAUAGAAAAGAAGGUGGAAGUACAGAAAGAGUUGAAAAAAUUGGAGGAAAGUAAGACAAUGUUAGAAUCAGUAGUAGCAGAGAGCUGAGCUUGUUUUAAACCGCUGAUGAUACUUAGUAGUUUUUUUUUGAAUCCUAGUCUUUCCCUGCCCGCGUUUUUAAGAGUAACGCGAGUACGGUAUAUAUAAAUGAUUGGGAUAAAAUGAAAAUGACAAGUGUUUGUUCGAGAUAAAGAUCGUUAUUUAAUGUAUCGUACAUACAUUUAUAAAGUGCUACCAAAAUCGAACUUUUAUAGUGGUGGCGAUCAACAACAGCAUAGCUGAAACUUUUCGAAAGAGCUAGAUUUCCUAAUGCUCGCGAUGCUCAAGUACAAUACGUCAAGCUACAAAAUUUAUUUGACUGAAUUGAUUCUCUAUUUAUGUAAAUAAUUCUGAAUGAAAAAAAUUCAUUGCCUUAGCGCGUAUGCUUGUCACAAAUUUUACUCGUGAUUGGAUUUACGAACUUAAUCGAACAGAGAGAAAGUAUUUUUUGGUAAAAUCAUAAACAACAAUUUAUGUCGCCUAAUAUUAUCGUGUUUUUUCUAAAAACUCAAUUCUAUUUCAUAACGAUAAUAACUAUGGAUUUUGCAUACGUUAUACUUCUAUUAAUCGACGAAACAAUAAAUUAGUAUUUGUUCCAGCAUAUUGCACAAUUGAUGCCGGAACUCAAAUGGAACGUAUUGUAUCAGUGAAAUUAAAAUGCUACGGCAAUUAUCUAUAAAACGAAUAAUGGACUUUAUUAUCGUAGAUUAUAAGUCAAUUGUUUUUUUUUUCUACACUUUUGAUAGGCUCUUUUAUUAAUACAUAUUCAAAAUCAUUGUUUUGUGCCAUUUAAGCAUCGCUGUCACUUCCCCAUUUUAGUUGCCAUCAAUACAUAUUGAAGUCAUAUGUGUAAUUGUUUUUCAUUUUUAGAUACUAUUAAUCUGAGGUUAAUCUUGUUGAAUUCGAUACAAAUAUUUAUAGGUAAAACUGAAAUUACAUGGAAAUCAAUAAUGAACAAAAUUUGUAUUGUAUUCAACAAGACAAAUUCAUACAGUUGUGUUCAUUUUUAUACUGUAUACAUCACGUAAAAAGCUUUUCUCCAUCUUUUUAUCACCGUUGUUUUAUCGUCACCCUAUGUGAGGAUUUGAAUCUGAAAAUAAUUUUAUAUUUAAGAGAAUUUCCAGCGAGAAAGAAAACAAUAAUUAGUGGUGGCAGGAAAAGCAUGGUAUAACAAGUGUGCUUUUACACUUCAUGAUCAUUAAGAAUGGUUAUCAAAAAUGACUCAUUAAUCAAUAUAUUAUAGAAGUAGCGUCAAUUUCCUAAUUACUAUUAGAAAUACUGCAGUUAGUUCUAGAAUUAUAAAUAUUGAAAAUCAUCUGUUACUGAUUUAUUGAUCUUUAUCAAACAAUAUUCGUUAUAAAACGAACAUUAAACAUAUUGAAAUUUUAUUAUAUUAUCACACAAGAACUAGGUUGAGAAAUGAUAUCGAUAAUCUGUUGACGCUUAUUUUAAAUAAAAAAAAUUAUUUUGUGGUUUAAGUUUGUUUAUAAUAAUGAUAAUGAUAGUAACAUAAUAUGAAUAUGAAUAUGAUAAUAAUGAAAGACGAAUAAGUAAAAAGUUUUUAAUAGUUUCUGUUUAAAGUUUGUAUACUUUAUAACAUGGAUAUUAUACUGCACUUGUUAGUCAAACUGUACGAUAAAGAAUACUAGUUAGUAAGGAUUAUUCAUUAUAAAUAAAGUUGAAUACUUGGUAUAUA